This is a messenger RNA of Drosophila sechellia, 2383 nucleotides long. RefSeq names its product sialidase. The transcript has 3 exons. The record is from RefSeq and is a predicted model, not a curated record. Lineage: Eukaryota; Metazoa; Arthropoda; Insecta; Diptera; Drosophilidae. Bases 89 to 2137 code for a protein of 682 amino acids.
UUCGCUGGCACAGCUCAGUUGUUCGAGAAACUUUGCACGACAGAAAGCGAAUAUCGCACGCGGCAAAACAGCAAACGGAAUAAACAGAAUGACCCCUUACACGACGCGGCUCAGUGGCAGGCUGCUGGUGGCGGUGCUGCUAAUAUUGGCACUAACCACCGAGGAUGCGCAUGCCAAAUGGAAGUCCAGUGGCAGCAGAAGUCGCAGCAGUUCCAGUUCUAGCAGAAGGACCAGCUCACACAGCUACUCUGCGCCAUCGCAUUCAGUCCCAUCGCACCACGCAGCUCCUGCUCCACACCAUGAUAAUGUCAGGCUGAGCUACGGAGGUGGAUCCCACUCGCAGCCGGUGAGCAAGGUGAGCAGCUCCCAUACGCACAGUGCGGCUCCUUCGGCACCCGCUUCACCAAUUGGCUGGAAUGUCCCAGCGAAGCCCCAAGGACCUCCGCCGGCGUACUCACCCUCGAAUCCAGUGGGCGGAGCUCACACCAACAUACAUGAGCGGCCGCCAGCCUACAACCCGGCAUACAAGCCAGCUCCACCCAGUUAUUCGGCUGCCACCCAAACGCACAGCAACACGAAUCUCCAGAGCCCAUAUCGUCCAGUAGGAGCAGCCAGUCCCGGUGCCAGUUCCAGUUCAAGUGGUUCCCACUACUAUGGCGGAGCACACAACACAGCCUACAGAGGCCGCAAUAACUCCACUGGUGGAUUUGGUUCCUCCGGUGGAUAUCAGCCGAUAACGGCCACCAAUGCCCAUAAUGUGCAAUCUAGCUAUCCUCGCCAACAGUUGCCAGCAGGUGCCACCUACCAUCCGGCAGGUCAACUUCCAGCCGGAGCCACCUACCACCCAGCCGGGCAAAUUCCAGCCGGAGCCUCAUACCAUCCGGCAGGUCAUUUGCCGGCUGGAGCUUCAUACCAUCCAGCGGGUCAAGUGCCCCACGGAGCGACCUACUACCCCACGGGUCAGGUUCCAGCCGGUGCCAGCUACCAUCCGUCGGGUGGAUAUCCAGCAGGAGCAUCUUACCAUCCAGUCGGACAAGUGCCCCAUGGAGCCACUUACUAUCCUCAAGGGCCAGUCGGCGGAGGUCUGCCCGCAGGAGCCACCUUCCUGCCCGCUGGAGGAGCUUUGCCUGCAGGAGCUGUUUACUAUCCACAGGCGCCGCAGAAGUCCUCAUCAGGCUUGGGAUUGGGCACUGGUCUUAUUGCUGGAGCAUUGGGUGGUGCCAUUCUGGGUCACGCACUGACACCCACCCACACCCGUGUGGUGGAGAGUUCCAAUUCCUAUUCCGGCGGCGGUGGCGGUGGAGGCAGCCAUGGUGGUGACGACAAAAUCAUCAUUAUCAAUAACGGACCACCUGGAUCGGUGACCACCACAGAUGUGGGAUCGGGUACUACGGUGAUAAAUGCUGGAGGAAACCAAGCAGCCGCUUCUCCAGCAGUCCCAGUGCCACCUGUUUAUGCCGCUCCACCUGCUACUGGCUCUCAAGCUCUACCCGUUCCGCCAGCACCAGUUGCAGGAUCAGUUCCACUGGCGCCGCUAGGUCCAUCGCCACCUGCUCCCGCUGAUCCAGCGGCACCUGUAUCUGCUUCUGGAGCUCCUGUUGCACCCGGAUCUCCUGUGGCUCCUGGACCCGCAGUUGCACCCAAUCCGGCGGAUCCGAAUGCGCCAGUCCCUCCUGCACCUGCAGCCCCUGCUGAUCCCAAUGCACCACCUGGUGGUGGCAUCAUCUGUGUGCCCGUUAAGGUGCCCGGUCCGGAUCCCAAAGAUCCUACUAAGACUAUUGAGUUGGAUCAGAUCGCGUGCUAUCCAGCACCGCCACCGGAGACUGCUACUCCAGCCAAUGGAACGGCACCAGCAGUGGACAGUGCAGUACCCCCUCCCGCUUCCGCUCCCGGAUCCGUUCAACUGGCUCCCAUUCAGCCGACCACUCCUGUGGCCAUUCCCGAGGGAUCUGUGCCAUUGGCACCCAUAAUUCCCGGUGGUCAGCCGGAUAUUAUGAAGAUGCCGGGUCUGACACAGGCUCGACUUUCGGCGGAAUCUAUCGUCAAGGAUGCGCACAGUAUGGCAGAGCGAACGUUUGGACACUUCAGCCUUAUCUCCACGGUGGUAACCCUAAUCGUGGCCUACUGUCUCCACUAACGGCCCAUUGCCUCCACACAACCCUUAAGUGACUCAAGGACACAGUCUCAUUGGCAACCGUAAUUUAUUGCCAUUUUAUGUUACUCAAGAUUCUUAUGGAUAUGCAUAUAUGUCUAGCGCCGGUCAAACGGUUUUCCUUAUAUAUAUAUAUUGUAAAAAAUAAAAAACAAUCGAAUUUUUGAUAUAUACUCGUAGUUCUGUUAGACCUGAAAGUAAGCCACCAAUAAAUGUACCAAACAAUUAUAA